GUUUACAAUAUCUUUGAAGAGCCGCGCCAUCAUAUUUCCCUCCUGACACUUGAUUUUGAGAUCGAAAAUUUUCAAAUUAGUAGCAGAGACAAAAGCAACAAACACAAAGAUUCAACCGACGAUCACCGGAAAGUGGUGAAAUCAUCGAUAAUCGACAAUGGCUCAAGCCGCAAGACUCAAUCUCCGGAUGCAAAAAGAAGUCAAACUCCUCCUCACCGACCCACCUCCCGGUGCUUCUUUCCCUCACCUCUCUCCCACCUCCGAUCUUUCUUCCUUCUCUCUCACCGCCAUCGAUGCCCAGAUCCAGGGUCCCGAAGAUACAGUUUAUGAAAAGGGGGUUUUCAAGAUUAAGAUCCAAAUACCCGAAAGGUACCCAUUUCAGCCCCCUAUUGUAACGUUUGCCACUCCUAUCUACCACCCAAAUAUCGACACAGGAGGCCGAAUCUGUCUUGACAUUCUUAACCUCCCUCCAAAGGGUGCAUGGCAACCAUCUUUAAACAUUUCUACCGUUCUAACAAGCAUUGGAUUGUUACUGAGUGAACCCAACCCUGAUGAUGGCCUAAUGUGUGAAGCAAGCAAAGAGUAUAAAUACAACAAACAAGUCUUUGAUCAAAAGGCACGAUCCAUGACUGAAAAAUAUGCCAAAUCUGAUACUUCAGGGUCAAAGUCAAACACAGGGGUAAAUGAGGAACCUUUAAAUUUAACUCCCCAGUCACAAAUUCAAGAACCAAAGCAAGAUCAUGUAUGGGAGCCGCGCCAUCAUAUUUCCCUCCUGACACUUGAUUUUGAGAUCGAAAAUUUUCAAAUUAGUAGCAGAGACAAAAGCAACAAACACAAAGAUUCAACCGACGAUCACCGGAAAGUGGUGAAAUCAUCGAUAAUCGACAAUGGCUCAAGCCGCAAGACUCAAUCUCCGGAUGCAAAAAGAAGUCAAACUCCUCCUCACCGACCCACCUCCCGGUGCUUCUUUCCCUCACCUCUCUCCCACCUCCGAUCUUUCUUCCUUCUCUCUCACCGCCAUCGAUGCCCGUACCCAUUUCAGCCCCCUAUUGUAACGUUUGCCACUCCUAUCUACCACCCAAAUAUCGACACAGGAGGCCGAAUCUGUCUUGACAUUCUUAACCUCCCUCCAAAGGGUGCAUGGCAACCAUCUUUAAACAUUUCUACCGUUCUAACAAGCAUUGGAUUGUUACUGAGUGAACCCAACCCUGAUGAUGGCCUAAUGUGUGAAGCAAGCAAAGAGUAUAAAUACAACAAACAAGUCUUUGAUCAAAAGGCACGAUCCAUGACUGAAAAAUAUGCCAAAUCUGAUACUUCAGGGUCAAAGUCAAACACAGGGGUAAAUGAGGAACCUUUAAAUUUAACUCCCCAGUCACAAAUUCAAGAACCAAAGCAAGAUCAUGAUCAUGAUCAAGAUAACAUACAAGAAUCCAUUAGGUCAAAGAAACUACGUCUUUCUAGCAAGAAUCUACAACAAGAAGCCAUGGAUUCAACCAAAGACUCCAUUGAUGGACCUUGCUUUAGAAACCCUAAAAGAAAGAAGCUUGGUUUGAGUGGAAAGAAACAAUCUUUAGGGUUUUUAAGCAUACCCCAGAAUAAAGAAAAUGAUUAUAAUGGGAAAACGGGUUCAUUUGGAAGUAACAUGUCAAAGGUGCCACAAGAUGAUAAUGGAAAGUCUACAAAGUUGUCAAGAAAGCCACUUCAAGUUAUGGAAGAAAAUGAUAAUCAUAAGAUGAAGGUAAAAGUAGAGCAUGGAAAUUCGACUACAAGUGAUUUGAAAGAUUGUGGUGAAAGAUCAGAAGGAGAAGGAUUGUGUGAUUUAGGGGAAGUGAUUGUAUUGGAUAGUGAAGAUAGUGAAGAGGAAACAACAAACACCAUGAAAUCUAGACGUUUGAUUGCAAGAAAGAGGUUGUUGGGUAAAUAUUAA
Lactuca virosa is the source of this 1927-nucleotide messenger RNA. The record is from the annotation of a GenBank genome assembly. Lineage: Eukaryota; Viridiplantae; Streptophyta; Magnoliopsida; Asterales; Asteraceae.